AUGGCUGAGCUCCAGGAGUGGAACGUGACAGAGACUUGGCUAGACCUCCACUGCGCCCUUGGCGAGGGCCCAUUCUACGACAAGGCUUCGGGCAUAGUGAGGUUUGUCGACAUCAAGCAGAAGCGGGUACACCUCGUCUCGCUCGCAGAGGGGCCACCGUCUCUAAGGACAAUUCAGCUGGAUGUACCCGUAGGCGUUACGUGCAAUAUCGCUGGAGUUGAUCCACGCCAGCGCAUCCUUAUUGGUGUGAAGACGGGCAUCGCCAUACUGGAUCUAGAGACCGAAUCGUAUGAGAUGAUCAGCAGCUUCAGUGAGCCUCCGAAUGACCGCCUCCGAGGCAAUGACGGAGGCGCAGAUCCCCAUGGACGUUUCUGGUUUGGCAAUAUGACAGACUUUCCGAGUGGUGAUUGCCAGCCUGAAGGUUCCUUGUACCGCUUUGAUGAGAAGAAGAGUCCAGAAGUGUUUCUGACGGGCUUGACCAUCCCAAAUGGCGUUGGUUGGUCGCCUGAUAAGAAGACCAUGUACUUUACGCAUUCGUCAGAGGGCAAGGUGUACGCUUUCGACUACGACCUGGAAACCGGAGACGUAUCGAACAAGCGUAUCCUGUAUGAUCACCUCGGUUCUGCUGAUCCCGAUGGCUUCAGAGUCGACGCCCAAGGCAACAUCUGGCAUGCUGUGUAUGGUGAAGGGCGUGUCCUGAAGAUCAGCCCUCAGGGGAAGCUUGUGGGCCAGGUUAUCCUCCCCACGCGCAACAUUACAUGUGUUCAAUUCGCAGGAACCGAGCUCGUCAUCACUACGGCCUCGGACGACUCAGGAGAUGACCAGAAGAGCAAGACGUACGGUGGCGCUGUUUUCAAGGUUGAUGUCAACGUGGAAGGCUUGGACCUCUUUGAUUUCAAGCUCUAG
Messenger RNA from Emericellopsis cladophorae, 906 nucleotides. RefSeq names its product putative sugar lactone lactonase-like protein. Lineage: Eukaryota; Fungi; Ascomycota; Sordariomycetes; Hypocreales; Bionectriaceae. The record is from RefSeq and is a predicted model, not a curated record. The transcript is spliced from 2 exons. Bases 1 to 906 code for a protein of 301 amino acids. Gene Ontology annotation, molecular function: gluconolactonase activity; calcium ion binding. Gene Ontology annotation, biological process: L-ascorbic acid biosynthetic process.